AUGGGUCGUGGAAAUAGCAGUGGUGGUGGUCAAAGUUCACUGGGUUACCUUUUUGGAAGUGGAGAGGCCCCAAAACCCGCAACAACUAAUGCACAACCUCCUGCAGUGCAUGUAGAUAAUGCACCCCCUUCAAAAGCAGCAGCGGCUCGUACAGCAAUAGACCCAAACAAGCCUGCUGGUAUCAAUAGUAAUUCUAUUGAUGGACUGAACACUGGCAACUUCAUCACGGACCGACCCUCUACCAAGGUUCAUGCUGCUCCUGGUGGUGGCUCUUCUCUGGGUUAUCUAUUUGGUGGCGGGCCUGGGGAUGGAAAAUAA
Molecule: messenger RNA, 318 nt
Organism: Lathyrus sativus (Indian pea)
Lineage: Eukaryota; Viridiplantae; Streptophyta; Magnoliopsida; Fabales; Fabaceae
Source: the annotation of a GenBank genome assembly